AGCCGUCAACUUGAUGAUGAUAUACUGUUGCGACCUCUUUCUCCUUGUUUUCCUCGUCCCCUCUUGCUUUGAAUUCGCGACAGGCAUGAGUGAGCGCGCGCGGAAUAAAUGUAUGACACCGAUGUAAACGGCAAGGGUGAACCGGAGGAAAAAAAGGAAAAGGGGGAUCCCCCGAUUUUGUACCCCCGAUAUUUCAGCUAGUUCGCUGUCGAAAGUGAACUCUUGAUUCCAGUUCUGAGCGGACCGGCUGAGCAUUCGCAUCGUCCCUCGGACAUAAAUCUUCUUUUAAACAUCAACAUCCAGACAAACAAUAAAGGAAAACGAAAAAAAAAUAACGGAGAAAAAAACGAAAGAUUGUAAAUUCUCGUUCAUGUAAAUUGUACAUAAUAAUCGAUGAUCGUAAGAUCAUUAGAGCCACCAGGAUCAAGAGAACCCAUCAGUUCUUGAUCGUCGAAUACCAUUUUGCCGAGGUUCCAUCUAAUCAAAGUGUUAUACUUUUUUGCUUCGAAAACUCGAUUGAACUAUGAAUUGCAUCUCAUUUAAUCUGAUCAAGUUAUUGCGUGAAGAAUCAAGAGUGAAUACAGUGUAGUGCAUACAAGAUUCUCGAUUCUUGAAAUUCUAUUCAAAUCCGAAUUUCCCGCGCAACUGUUUCUUCAAAACUUCCGUUUUUUUCACGAAGUGUCCGAAAUUUAAAAGAAAGAAGUAUAGUGAUCACGGAAGCGCAAUUUUUAAACGGCUGACACAGUGUCGUGAGAUUGAUAAUAUAUCACACUUAGGUUUGUAUAAAGCUAUUUUAUUUCGCAAAUCACUUUAUCGAAAAAAAAAAAGAAAAAAAAAAGCAAAAAAUAGUCUAGAGAAGAUGAACCAUGUGCUUGACAUUUCUAUGCGUCAUUAAUCGAGAAAUAUACGUGUAAUCAGAAUAGAAAGAAGAAUUGCAGAAAAAAUAAUGAAUUUAACGAAGAAGCAAUUAAUAGUAAGCGAAAAAUUCAAGAUCACAGCAAUGUCGAUUAUGCGGAACAACGCAUUCUCGGCUAAUUAGAAUAUAGCUGUUUUUUAUGAGCGUGGAAGAGGAAGAGGGAUUCAGGCAAUAGAUCGGCCGCGAAGGGGUCGGGGUGUGAUGAGCUUUGGGGGAACGUGCAUGGACUCGGAUAUUCAUUACAGAGUUCCCCAGCCGGACAUUCGCAUUUAACAAGAUCGUAUCGAUAUUACUUUUAUGCUUUAAUUUUUUCUUAUUGAUUUUUAAAUUAGAAAUACUAUUCUUUAUUUCAGUCUUAAUUCCGCGAUAAACUAAUUUAUAUCUAAACCAGAACUAAUUUUUAAAAUAUCUAUAUCUUAUAAUAACUGAACAUAUAGAAUACAGAUUUCAUACAGUCAUUGAUUUGCCAUUUUCCACUCAGCCGGUAUUCUUGAAUUUCAACGUGUAAUAGUCUUCCGUAGAUUUUCCACACGACAAAACGCAAAUCGCAUCCGGUCUCAGAAAAAGAACUCGGUCAAACUCGUUCUUUGUCUAAACUACAUCCUUUUAACCUUGAAAAUCUGUACAAGAGCUUAUAAUUCACUCAUGUGAAUUAAAUAAAUAUUUUGUAUAUAAUUAAUACAUUGAGGGACUAAUUAAAGGAAACGAAGAAAUAUAUAUAAAAAUAUGAAAUUGUCGACAGAAACACUGUUAUGUCUUCGCGGUAGUUCCGCGACCAAUACAGGAACACGCGAGAGAAAUAAUCAAAAACGGGAGAACUUCUUCACGGUGAGCGAAUAAAAUCAUUUAAAAUGACGGAAGCAUCGAGAGAACCGGAACUCGCAGAUCCUGAAAAUCCUGACAAAACUGCAUUGAAUCUAACAUCUGCUUCUAAUAAAAUGAAACCAUUGCCAGAACGUGGUACAUGGAGCACCAAGCUAGAUUUCAUUUUGAGCGUGGUGGGCCUGGCAAUUGGUCUUGGAAAUGUCUGGCGAUUUCCAUAUCUCUGUUAUAAGAAUGGUGGCGGUGCAUUUCUAAUUCCGUAUUUUUUGACAUUAGUUCUUGCUGGAAUUCCAAUGUUUUUCAUGGAAUUAGCUCUGGGUCAAAUGCUCACUGUUGGUGGUUUAGGCGUCUUCAAAAUAGCACCUCUUUUUAAGGGUAUCGGAUACGCUGCCGCUGUCAUGUCCUGUUGGAUGAAUGUUUACUAUAUCGUUAUCCUCGCCUGGGCUAUUUUCUAUUUCUUUAUGUCCAUGCGUAGUGAAUUACCGUGGGGAAGUUGUAACAAUUAUUGGAACACAAAAAAUUGUGUGAAUCCCUAUGAUAGAGAUUCACUAUCAUGUUGGCUUCAAAUGACUAAGCAUCAUAAUUUUAUUAAAGUAUGUUCUGUUAACGACGUUAAUAUGACUAUCACAGAAUUAACUGAUCCGGUCAAAGAAUUUUGGGAACGUCGAGCACUUCAAAUUAGCGAAGGUGUAGAAUAUGUGGGGAAUAUUCGUUGGGAAUUAGCUGGUACACUUCUUUUAGUUUGGAUUCUUUGUUAUUUUUGCAUUUGGAAAGGUGUCAAAUGGACUGGAAAAGUGGUGUAUUUUACUUCUUUAUUUCCUUAUGUUUUAUUAACGAUCCUUUUGAUUCGUGGAAUUACUUUACCUGGAGCUAUGGAAGGCAUUAGAUUUUAUAUUAGUCCAAAUCUUUCUAAAUUAAAAGAAUCUGAGGUAUGGAUAGAUGCAGUUACGCAAAUUUUCUUUUCAUACGGUCUAGGUUUGGGUACAUUAGUAGCUCUUGGUAGUUACAACAAAUUUACAAAUAAUGUUUAUAAAGAUGCUUUAAUUGUUUGUUCGGUAAAUUCUUCGACGAGUAUGUUCGCCGGUUUUGUCAUAUUUUCCGUAGUAGGCUUUAUGGCUCAUGAACAACAAAAGCCAGUCGCAGAAGUUGCCGCUUCUGGUCCAGGAUUGGCUUUCUUAGCUUAUCCAUCCGCAGUUCUUCAACUUCCUGGAGCUCCUCUUUGGUCUUGUCUCUUUUUCUUUAUGCUCCUUCUUAUAGGUUUAGAUUCUCAAUUUUGUACCAUGGAAGGAUUUAUUACUGCCAUGGUGGAUGAAUGGCCGCAAUUGCUUCGUCGACGAAAAGAAAUCUUUAUUGCGAUUGUUUGUGUUCUUUCUUAUAUUAUUGGAUUAUCUUGCAUUUCACAAGGUGGCAUGUAUGUCUUUCAAAUCCUGGAUUCGUAUGCAGUAUCCGGAUUUUGUCUUCUUUUCCUAAUUUUUUUUGAAUGCAUCUCUAUAAGCUGGGCUUUUGGUGUCAAUCGAUUCUAUGAUGCUAUAAGAGACAUGAUAGGAUAUUAUCCUCUUAUGUGGUGGAAACUGUGUUGGACUAUUACUACUCCUAUGAUUUGUGUUGGCGUCUUUAUCUUCAAUCUCGUACAGUGGACACCUGUAAAAUAUUUAGACUAUGAAUAUCCAUGGUGGUCGCAUGUACUCGGCUGGAUGACGGCUUUAUCUUCAAUGCUUUGUAUACCUGGUUAUAUGAUUUAUGCCUGGAUGACAACACCAGGAGAUAGAUCUACGAAAUACAAGUUAUUAGUACGAAUAGAAGAUGAUGUAACAAGUCUACGAAUGAAAAUGGGUCAGCCAUCGGUCGAACUGACGCCACUUUAACUGCCGGGAAUUUAUUUAAAUCCUAAAAAGGAUUUAUGGUUUUAAUUAUUACUUUCUAACUAUCAUUAAUUUAACGAAUUAAUGAUUUAAUAACAUUGUUAUUACUUUGGUAAUAAUUUUAUUGUAAAAUUUACUUUCUUCAUUCAUUCGAAAAAACAAAAAAUACUUUUAUUGUGUUCCUGUAUAUGAAAAAAUUUGUAUUAUUUAAACGAACGUUUUAAUGAUCCAGAUUAUAAUGAUUAGAUUUCUCUCAGAAAAAGAAAUUCUCAUUAAUUACAAAAUAACUAAAAGUGUUCAAAAAUGUGUGUUUAGUUUUAAAUUAAAUAGAAUAAUUUACCUAUUACUAUAUUAAUACAUGAAAUUUUUUAUAUACACGAAUUGUUCAUAAGAAAAUUGCAUUUAGAAAAUAAUCGAUGUUUUAUUUUUCAAGAUAAUUCUAAAAUUAAAUAUUUCAAGUACUUCAUAAAUAUUAAAAGUUUUGAAACUAUUCGUGUAAGUCUUGUUACAAAUUUAGCUGCUAACUUAUUUUAGCAAUAUCGGACAUGUACCAUAAAUAAAAAAUAUUGCACAUUUUAAAUUUGAUUAUAAAGUACAUAUUUAUGCUGCCAUGAUUAUUGUAUUUUACUACUCAGUUAAUUGUCAAGAUGAAAUUUUUUUUAUCAUUUAAAAAAUAUGUCGAUUUAUGCGUGAUUUUGCAGAAAAUGUGUGUGCAAAUUUUUUCUUAAUAAAAAUAGUAGUUUGCAUAGAAAAA
This is a messenger RNA of Apis cerana (Asiatic honeybee), 4354 nucleotides long. It is a transcript of the gene Gat-a, whose product is annotated as GABA neurotransmitter transporter-1A. Gene Ontology annotation, cellular component: plasma membrane; neuron projection. Gene Ontology annotation, molecular function: gamma-aminobutyric acid:sodium:chloride symporter activity. The record is from RefSeq and is a predicted model, not a curated record. Gene Ontology annotation, biological process: amino acid transport; sodium ion transmembrane transport; nitrogen compound transport. NCBI's taxonomy places the organism in Eukaryota, Metazoa, Arthropoda, Insecta, Hymenoptera, Apidae.